UGUGCGGCGCCAACGAGCGAUAUACGCCGCCUGUGGUGCUGUUCGCCGAUCACGGCGCCUCUACUUUAGAAUUUAGGAUAACAGAGAAGACUGUGCGGUCGCAGUUCCUGGCGUUCUUCAGCUUCACUUCUCUGAGCAACACCCAAGGGGUGGGGUUCCACCCGCGCGGGGGCUCCAGGAUACCGCACACAGACUGCGACUGGAUGUACCAAGACGUGUCGUGUCGCGCGCCUGGCUCGUGCGUUCUGGCCAGUCCGGGGUACCCUGGGUUGUACCCGCCACAACGCCGAUGCCGGUACCUGUUCGCUACCAACUCUGUGAACACGCGUGUCAAGAUCAUCUUCACCUCCAUACUGCUGCCUAGAAAUCACUGCGCCACAGACUAUCUAACUCUACGCGCGGGAAAUUCGCCAUCAGCGCCGCUGCUGGCUUCCCUGUGCUCAGAGAGGACGGCCAUUUUGGAGCAGCCUGGCCCGAAUUUAUUGCUCGAGUUUAACUCGGGCCCGUUAGUGCCGCCGUACGAUUACAACGGGUUCAUCGCGAAGCUGGAGUUCAUAGAGCGGGCGGACGGCAGCGCGCCCCCGCCUACUGUGGUGCCCGCCUCGCCGCCUCUAGCUGCGCUUACGCAUCACAUUCCGAAUGUGGACAGGGUGGCAGCGAUGGAAAGUAAUGUGGUGUCGAACGAGGUUUCCGCUAACAAUGGUGGCGGGCGAGUGGGGUGCGGCGCCACUGUGCGCGGCUACGGCCCGGGUGGCGCGCGCUCCGGGCACUUCGACACGCGCGCCAGCGGCUGGCGGACCCAGUGCGCAAUACACCUGCUGGGAGCACCCACCGACGUGGUUCAGGUGUCGCUGUUCAAUUAUAAUUUAAGGUUACAAAGCUGUCGAUCUCAUAUUGAGAUCUUGGAGGGGUUACAUGAAUUUGGAGCAAAAGGAGAUAGGGGGGAUCGGUCUGAACGGGGAGAUAGAGCACUGCUUUGGGUGUGCGGACCUUCUGUGAGGGAGGCUCGGGAUCCCUCGGGAAGAUUUUUACUGCGGCAAGCAGUAACAUCAAAGGGAGCAAACUUAACCAUCCUGGUUCGGAGAGCGGGCACACAAAGUGCUGAUGAAGAGGAAUUUGUAGAUGGUGCUUUUGCUUUUCAUGAUGAACUCCACGAAGGCACAGUGUCACCAGACGCUACUUGCGCGGCCACGCACUAUGGGCUGGCCUCGCCGAAGCACGGUGGCGUCUCCGCACCAUCCCACCACCACAUAUUCUGGAACAUAGAAGAGAGACUCCAGUGUACGCAUCGCUUUAUCCCUGCUGCUAACCAGAGCGUCACUAUCGAGAUUCAGCGGUUAGACCGCAUGUGGAGCGCCGAGCUCACAGGCACGGUCGGCGCCGCGGGCUGCCGGACGGCUUGCGGCGACGCGGGCUGCGAGUGCCGGGCGAACACUCCGCAUCACUAUCACGAUCAUAUCGCGCUGGUGGCUGGCGACGGCACUCACUUAUCGUGCCUUUGCGGCGACUUCCAGGCGGCCUGGCUGCCGGUGGUCGUACGCAGCUGGACGAGCGUGCGGCUGGAGUACUCAGUGGCGCACUACACGUACGCCAGCCGCGGGUUCGAUUACGCGGCCGCGUACAGUUUCAACGACGACGCCAUGUGCGGUCAGCGCACAUACACCACUCACUCAGGUGAAAUAUCGUCGCGGAACGUGUCGGUGACGGGCAGCCUCAACGAGUUCUUCUAUCAGCAGUGCACGUGGGUCCUGGACUCGAACGUCGAGAGGCAGCUCUUCAUUGAUAUUUCCUCGGAACAAGACAAAUCAUGUGGUUCGUGGAACAUAACGCUUCAUGAGUGGGCGGGUAGCGGCUUGCACAACGAGGGAGGGCUGGCGGCGGCGGCUGGCGAGCUUCUUUACACCUUCUGUGCGCGGCACAAAAACCACACGUACACGCUGCCGUACCGGUUGAACACGCUCGUCAUCAGGUUAGUAGCUCUGUCAAGACAACAGCCCCUAUACAGGAUACGCUGGCGGUCGCAGGUAGUCCGCUCCGGGACUCGGCUGGGACCUCCCACGCCCGCGCCCAUGCCGGCUUCUGCAGGCUCUGCCAGCCUGACAAGACACAGCCUCGCUAUCUUCAUCUUUGUCUUAUUGCUCAUCGCUCUCCAAAAACACACACUCGUGUACAGUGACGUCAUGUGCAAAACAAUAAGUGCUCGAUAAUCGUGUGUAAAACAAAAGCUGUAAAGUGUAAAAAGUGUAAACAGUGUAUUCGACAAUCACUCUUCAGUCGCCAGUUAUUCAAUUUGACGGUAUAUUGAUGACUGCGAGUGCAAAACUGACAAUGGCGACUGGAAGUUCAAAUUCCGACUCUGGAAAUAAAACGACAUUAUAACGACUCUGGUGAUUGUGCGGACUAACAGUUUUUGUACGUCGACUCUGUUGUGUUUUUGUAUCGUGCACAUUUUGUACAGUAAUUUAGGGUUGUGUAAACCGUCGGAAAUGUAAAUAGUGAUAAUUGUGCACCUUUGUUAGACUAGUCGAUUUACUAGUUUAUUGUGUAGCGAAUAGAUAGACUUGAAGCACUGACGAUGUAGAUAAAUUAUGUAACCGUGUCGCAUCGCGACGACGCGUCGUCAUCCAUUUGUUAAUUUAAUUUACUGCUGUAAAAUCUAUGUCAAGUUUGUAAAAUUUUCAUUAUAGUUAAUUAACAAAUCAGUUAAUGCUAAAAGCUACGAAAUGCUUAUUAAU
Messenger RNA from Ostrinia nubilalis (European corn borer), 2735 nucleotides. RefSeq lists its product as uncharacterized. Lineage: Eukaryota; Metazoa; Arthropoda; Insecta; Lepidoptera; Crambidae. The transcript is spliced from 13 exons. Bases 204 to 2207 code for a protein of 667 amino acids. Gene Ontology annotation, cellular component: plasma membrane. The record is from RefSeq and is a predicted model, not a curated record.